This is a messenger RNA of Ailuropoda melanoleuca (giant panda), 4763 nucleotides long. It is a transcript of the gene KTN1, whose product is annotated as kinectin 1. The record is from RefSeq and is a predicted model, not a curated record. The coding region runs from base 157 to 4290 and encodes 1377 amino acids. Gene Ontology annotation, biological process: protein transport; microtubule-based movement. NCBI's taxonomy places the organism in Eukaryota, Metazoa, Chordata, Mammalia, Carnivora, Ursidae. Gene Ontology annotation, molecular function: kinesin binding. Gene Ontology annotation, cellular component: endoplasmic reticulum membrane. The transcript is spliced from 43 exons.
CCCGUUUCCUGCCGGGCGGCGCGACGGCACCUGAGCUACUGCGGCGGCGGCGCCUCGGAGAGGGCGGCCCGGGCUGUAGUGCCCGCGCCGCCGCGUCUUCCCGGUCUCCUUCCCCGGCUACGCAGGGUUUUAUAGGAUCACAUUAACAAAAGCACCAUGGAGUUUUAUGAGUCAACAUAUUUUAUUGUCCUUAUUCCUUCAGUAGUUAUUACAGUAAUUUUCCUCUUCUUCUGGCUUUUCAUGAAAGAAACAUUAUAUGAUGAAGUUCUUGCAAAGCAGAAAAGAGAACAAAAGCUUAUUCCUACCAAAACAGAUAAAAAGAAGGCAGAAAAGAAAAAGAAUAAAAAGAAAGAAAUCCAGAAUGGGAACCUCCAUGAAUCUGAUUCUGAGAGUGUACCCCGGGACUUUAAGUUAUCUGAUGCCUUGGCUGUAGAAGAUGAGCAAGUUGUACCUGUUCCACUGAAUGUAGUUGAAACUUCAAGUAGUGUCAGAGAAAGAAAGAAGAAAGAGAAGAAACACAAGCCCGUAGUAGAAGAGCAGGUCACCAAAGAAAGUGAUGUGUCAAAGACUCCAGGCAAAAAAGUAGAACCUGUCCCAGUUACUAAACAGCCCACCCCCCCCUCUGAAGCAGCUGCCUCAAAGAAGAAACCAGGACAGAAGAAGUCUAAAAAUGGAAGCGAUGAUCAGGAUAAAAAGGUGGAAACUCUCCUGGCACCUUCAAAAAAGCAAGAAUCAUUACCCCUCCAUCAAGAGACUAAACAAGAAAGUGGAUCAGGAAAGAAGAAAGUAUCUUCAAAGAAGCAAAAGGCAGAAAACGUCUUGGUAGAUGAACCCCUUAUUCAUCCAACUACUUAUAUUCCUUUGAUGGAUAAUGCUGAUUCAAAUCCUGUGCUGGAUAAGAGAGAGGUUAUUGAUCUAAUUAAAUCUGACCAAGUAGAAGGAAUACAGAAAACCGGGGCUAAAAAAUUGAAGACUGAAACUGACAAAGAAAAUGCUGAAGUGAAAUUUAAAGACUUUCUUCUGUCCUUGAAGACUAUGAUGUUUUCUGAAGAUGAGGCCCUUUGUGUUGUAGACCUGUUAAAGGAGAAGUCUGGUGUGAUACAGGAUGCUUUAAAGAGGUCAAGUAAAGGAGAAUUGACUGCACUUGUACAUCAGCUUCAAGAAAAAGACAAGUUACUUGCUGCUGUGAAGGAAGAUGCUGCUGCUAUUAAGGAUCGGUGUAAGCAGUUAACUCAGGAAAUGAUGUCAGAGAAAGAAAGAAGCAAUGUGGUUAUAGCAAGGAUGAAAGAUCGGAUUGGAACAUUAGAAAAGGAACAUAAUGUAUUUCAGAACAAAAUGCAUGUUAGUUAUCAAGAGACUCAGCAGAUGCAGAUGAAGUUCCAGCAAGUUCGUGAGCAGAUGGAGGCAGAGAUAGCUCACUUGAAGCAGGAGAAUGGCAUACUGAGAGAUGCUGUCAGCAACACUACAAACCAGCUAGAAAGCAAGCAGUCUGCUGAACUAAAUAAACUACGCCAGGAUUAUGCUAGGUUGGUUAAUGAGCUAACCGAGAAAACAGGAAAGCUACAGCAAGAGGAAGUCCAAAAGAAGAAUGCUGAGCAAGCAGUUACUCAGUUGAAGGUUCAACUACAAGAAUCUGAGAGAAGGUGGGAAGAAGUCCAGAGCUAUAUCAGGAAGAGAACAGCAGAGCAUGAGGCAGCACAACAAGAUCUACAGAGUAAAUUUGUGGCCAAAGAAAAUGAAGUACAGAGUCUGCAUAGUAAGCUCACAGAUACCUUGGUAUCAAAACAACAGUUGGAGCAAAGACUAAUGCAGUUAAUGGAAUCGGAGCAACAAAGGGUGACCAAAGAAGAGUCUUUACAAAUGCAAGUUCAGGAUAUUUUGGAGCAGAAUGAGGCUUUGAAAGCUCAGAUUCAACAAUUCCAUUCCCAGAUAGCCGCCCAGACCUCCGCUUCAGUUCUAGCAGAAGAGUUACAUAAAGUGAUUGCUGAAAAGGAUAAGCAGAUAAAACAGACUGAAGAUUCUUUAGCAAAUGAACAUGAUCAUUUAACAAGUAAAGAGGAGGAACUUAAGGAUAUACAGAAUAUGAAUUUCUUAUUAAAAGCUGAAGUGCAAAAGUUACAGGCCCUGGCAAAUGAACAGGCUGCUGCUGCACAUGAACUGGAGAAGAUGCAAAAAAGUAUUCAUGUUAAGGAUGAUCAAAUAAGAUUGCUGGAAGAACAGCUACAGUGUGAAAUUUCAAACAAAAUGGAAGAAUUUAAGAUUCUAAAUGACCAAAACAAAGCAUUACAAUUAGAAGUUCAAAAGCUACAGACUCUUGUUUCUGAACAGCCUAAUAAAGAUGUUGUGGAACAAAUGGAAAAAUGUAUUCAAGAAAAAGAUGAGAAGUUGAAGACUGUAGAAGAAUUACUUGAAACUGGACUUAUUCAAGUGGCCACAAAAGAGGAGGAACUGAAUGCAAUAAGAACAGAAAAUUCAUCUCUGACAAAAGAAGUUCAAGACUUAAAGGCAAAGCAAAAUGAUCAGGUUUCUUUUGCAUCUCUAGUUGAAGAACUUAAGAAAGUGAUUCAUGAAAAGGAUGGAAAGAUCAAGUCUGUGGAAGAGCUUCUGGAAGCAGAAGUUCUCAAAGUUGCUAACAAGGAGAAAACUAUUCAGGAUUUGAAACAGGAAAUAGAGGCUCUAAAAGAAGAAAUAGGAAAUAUCCAGCUUGAAAAGGCUCAGCAGUUAUCUAUCACUUCUCAAAUUCAGGAGCUUCAGAACUUAUUAAAAGGAAAGGAGGAACAGAUGAAUGCCAUGAAGACUAUUUUAGAAGAGAAGGAGAAAGACCUAGCCAAUCGAGGGAAAUGGUUACAGGAUCUUCAAGAAGAAAAUGAAUCUUUAAAAGCUCAUGUUCAGGAGGUAACACAACGUAACUUGAAAGAGGCAUGUUCUGCAUCACGACUUGAAGAACUUGAGACUGUGUUGAAAGAAAAGGAAAAUGAAAUGAAGAGAAUAGAAGCUAUACUAAAAGAGAGGGAGAGUGAUCUUUCUAGCAAAACAAAGCUGUUACAGGAAGUGAAAUUCUGGGUCAAAGGUUUAUGCACCUUCUUUUUCUUUUUGAAAAGAGUUAAUACAUUUUACAAAGCAUCAUCUGUUUGCUGUUUUUAUUUUGUAGUAAUAAAUAACCAUGUUCACUGUUUACCUACAAUGUUGCUAUGUGUAUUCAUGUUCUGGUUUAGAAUUUCAGAAAGAGAGAAGGAAAUAACUGGUCUUCAGAAUGAGUUAGAUUCUUUGAAGGAGGCUGUUGAACACCAGAGGAAGAAAAACAAUGACCUUCGGGAGAAAAACUGGGAAGCAAUGGAAGCAUUGGCAUCAACUGAAAAAAUGCUGCAGGACAAAGUGAACAAGACUUCCAAGGAAAGACAGCAACAUGUGGAAGCUAUUGAAUUAGAAGCUAAAGAAGUUCUCAAAAAAUUAUUUCCGAAGGUGUCUGUUCCUCCUGAUUUGAGUUAUAGUGAAUGGUUGCAUGGAUUUGAAAAGAAGGCACAAGAAUGUGUGGCUGAAACUUCAGGUUCAGAGGAGGUUAAGGUUCUAGAGCACAAGUUGAAAGAAGCUGAUGAAAUGCACAUAUUGUUACAGCUCGAGUGUGAAAAAUAUAAAUCCGUCCUAGCAGAAACAGAAGGAAUUUUACAGAAGCUACAGAGAAGUGUGGAGCAAGAAGAAAAUAAAUGGAAAGUUAAGGUCGAUGAAUCACAGAAGACUAUUAAACAGAUGCAGUUGUCAUUCACAUCUUCAGAACAAGAGCUAGAGAGAUUAAGAAGAGAAAAUAAAGAUAUUGAAAAUCUGAGAAGAGAACGAGAGCAUUUGGAAAUGGAACUAGAAAAGGCAGAAAUUGAACGAUCUACCUAUGUUACAGAAGUCAGAGAGCUGAAAGAUCUGUUGACUGAAUUGCAGAAAAAACUUGAUGAUUCAUAUUCUGAAGCAGUAAGACAGAAUGAAGAGCUAAAUUUGUUAAAGACACAGUUAAAUGAAACACUCACAAAGCUUAGAACUGAACAAAGUGAAAGACAGAAGGUAGCUGGUGACUUGCAUAAGGCUCAACAGUCACUGGAUCUUAUCCAGUCAAAAAUAGUAAAAGCUGCUGGAGACACUACUGUUAUUGAGAAUAGUGAUGUUUCCCCAGAAAUGGAGUCUUCUGAGAAGGAGACGAUGUCUGUAAGUCUAAAUCAGACUGUCACACAGUUACAGCAGUUGCUUCAGGCAGUAAACCAACAGCUCACAAAGGAGAAGGAACACUACCAGGUAUUAGAGUGAAGUAACUGGGAAACUGUUGAUUCAAGGAUAACAGAAGGCAUUGUAUUAUAUUUUGCCAAAUUAAAGCCUUAUUUAUGUUUUCACCCUUUCUACUUUGUCAGAAACACUGAACAGAGUUUUGUCUUUUCUAAUCCUUGUUAGACUACUGAUUUAAAGAGAGAAAAAAAAGCCAACUCUGUAGACACCUUCAGAGUUUAGUUUUAUAAUAAAAACUGUUUGAAUAAUUAGACCUUUACAUUCCUGAAGAUAAAAUAAACAUGUAAUCUUUUAUCUUAUUUUGCUCAAUAAAAUUGUUCAGAAGAUCAAAGUGGUAAAGACAAUAUAAAAUUUAACAUUUUAAUACUGAUGUACACUGUUUUACUUAACACUUAGGGGAGUAACUGCCUCUGACUUCAAGAAAACACUUUUUUGUUGCUAAUGUAAUCCGUCUUUUGUAAUGGCGUCAGCAAAUAAAGGGAUGCUUAUUAUUCAAA